AUGUCCUCUCCCUCUCCCUCGUCAAAAUCGUCGUCUUUAUCAUCGUUCCGGAUUUGCACGUACAACGUCCUGGCGCAGUGUUACGUGAAAUCCGAGUGGUUUUCAUGGACGAAACCAAAAUCGUUACUCAAAUGGAAAACAAGACGCGAACACCUGCGGAGGAGACUGAGAGACGACGAACUCGGGAAAGUCGACGUGUUCUGCUUGCAAGAGGUGGAUGAGUUUGAGAACGAGUGGAAAGAGUUCAUCGAGAACGAGUUGAACAUGGGCGUGUUUUACAAACGAAGAACGCAGAAAUCGAACGACAAGAAAGAUGGGAGUCUGGUGUGUUGGAACAAGGAGAAGUUUGAGUUGCUCGAUACGUUAGGUGUGGAAUUUAACGAGGUGACGAAAACACUAGAUUUAGAUAUAAAAGAAGUUGAAGGGUUUGAAGAAGAGGAAAAGAGAGAGUACGAACGGGAUUGCGUCGCAGCGUGCGUGAUGUUGCUGCACAAAGCAUCUAACGUACCCAUCACGUGCGUUUCGACGCAUUUGUAUUGGGAUCCAGCGAAGGCGCUCGUAAAAUUAAAACAGGCGGAAUAUCUGCGCGAAGAAAUCGAACGAUGGUCGCAAACGAAAGGUAAUAUUUUAAUCGGCGGCGAUUUUAACAGUCUCGCGACUUCGGACGUGUAUAAGAGUAUGGUUGAGAACGAUUACGUGAGCUUAAUGCGAGAUAAUGAGACUGGUCGAGAACCGGAAUAUACGAACGUGACGCCGUCGUUUACAGAAACGAUAGACUACAUCUUCUCUUCAAAAAAUUGGAUUGAAAAAGUCACUCACAGAGGAAAAGUUAAGAACAGAGAUUUGUUGUUCGACGGAUGUCCUUGCGAAGGUGAACCAAGCGAUCAUUUACCGAUUUAUUGCGACAUCGAGCUCAAGAAGGCCGCUGCAAAUUAG
Bathycoccus prasinos is the source of this 936-nucleotide messenger RNA. RefSeq lists its product with no specific name. Gene Ontology annotation, molecular function: poly(A)-specific ribonuclease activity. The coding region runs from base 1 to 936 and encodes 311 amino acids. The record is from RefSeq and is a predicted model, not a curated record. NCBI's taxonomy places the organism in Eukaryota, Viridiplantae, Chlorophyta, Mamiellophyceae, Mamiellales, Bathycoccaceae. The transcript has a single exon.